CCACGGAGAGAGGGAUUCUGGGGUGUGUGGAGGGCCUGGGGGUACGCGGGCCAGAGCUGCCUGGCCUCUACUCCUGCCUCUACCCCAACCCCAGCUGAGACCUGCAGUCUGGCCUCAGGCCAGAAGCAGGCUCAGCAGGUCCCAAGGGGUGUGGUGGCAGCCGGUGGUGGAGCCAGCCUACAUCAGCCAGGCAGUCAGCGAGGCUACACAGUCCAUCGGGAAUGGCUCAGCUUGCGGCAGCCAGCGCCUGAAGAAGCAGCGCGGCCAUGAGCCCUCUGCUGUACUACGCCCUUCCCGCCCUGAGCAGCUAUGUCAUGCUCUCCAUCUUCUUCCUGCGCCGGCCUCGCCUGCUGCAUACGCCAUGGGUUUCAGCCUUCUGUCCCCGCCUGGGGGCCCACCGGGGAGGAUCUGGAGAGCGCCUGGAGAACACCAUGGAGGCCAUAGAGAACGCCAUGGCCCAGAGAGCCGACCUCCUGGAGCUCGACUGCCAGCUGACUCGGGAUGGCGUGGUGGUGGUGUCACACGACAAGAACCUGUACCGCCAGUCAGGCGUGAAUAGGGAUGUGGGCAGCCUGGACUUUGAGGAGCUGCCCCUCUACAAGGAAGAGCUGGAGGUUCACUUCUCGCCGGGCCACUUUGCACACGGGUCAGACAGGCACAUGGUGCGUCUGGAGGACGUGUUCCGGAGGUUCCCGUGGACGCCCAUGAGCUUGGAAGUCAAAGAGCAAAAUGAAGAGCUCAUUCGCAAGAUAGCGGGCCUGGUGAGGCACUAUGAACGCGAUGAAAUCAGCAUCUGGGCCUCGGAGAAGAGCUCAGUCAUGAAGAAGUGCAAGGCCGCUAACCCCAAGAUGCCCACCGCCUUCACAAUAAGCCGAGGAUUCUGGGUGCUGCUGCUCUAUUACCUGGGGCUGCUGCCCUUCAUCUCGAUCCCUGAGAGGUUCCUCAUCUCUUUCCUGCCCACCAUCAUCAACAGAGAGACCCAAGGGGCUGACCACGACACCACCUCUCCACAGGACCUACUUCCCAUUUUCCUGCUCUGGGCUGAAUCAGCUGGCGGCUGUGGUUUCCAAAUGGCUUAUCAUGAGGAAAAGUCUGAUCCAACACCUGGAGCAGCGAGGGGUGCAGGUGGUAUUUUGGUGCCUUAACGAAGAGUCAGAUUUUGAAGUGGCCUUCCGCCUGGGGGCCACUGGCGUCAUAACUGACUACCCGACAGCCCUGAGGCGCUACCUGGACCACCAUGGACCACCUGCCCUGGCCUCCUAACCCAGAGGUGCUCACCCUCUCCUCUAUUUCUCUUCCCCAAUAAAUGUAUUCUCUUCA
This is a messenger RNA of Eubalaena glacialis (North Atlantic right whale), 1320 nucleotides long. It is a transcript of the gene GDPD3, whose product is annotated as glycerophosphodiester phosphodiesterase domain containing 3. NCBI's taxonomy places the organism in Eukaryota, Metazoa, Chordata, Mammalia, Artiodactyla, Balaenidae. The record is from RefSeq and is a predicted model, not a curated record. The transcript has 10 exons. Gene Ontology annotation, cellular component: endoplasmic reticulum membrane. Gene Ontology annotation, molecular function: phosphoric diester hydrolase activity; phosphatidylcholine lysophospholipase A1 activity. Gene Ontology annotation, biological process: glycerophospholipid catabolic process. The coding region runs from base 267 to 1145 and encodes 292 amino acids.